AUGAAUAAACACGCGUGUUCUUCGAGUUUCAAUAAUGAAAAUAUUAUCAGAUUGAUUCAACUUUAUGAAUUUCACCGAGUCUUGUGGGAUAGCACACUAACUGAUUAUCGAAAUAACGAUUUACGCCAAGAUGCAUGGAAGGCAAUUUCAAAUGAAGUGAAAAUUCCAAUAGGUGAAUUAAAAAAAAAGAUGACAACUUUAUUAGCAACUAAUAGAAAAGAAAGGAGCAAAAUCAAAAAAAGUUUAGUAACAGGAUCAGGAGCUAAUGAUGUAUAUAUAUCGAAGUGGUUUGCAUCUGAAUAUUUUACCUUUCUUAAUGAUAAGGACAAACCUCUGCCAACAACGGAGACUACUAUAACUACCAGCAACAACACACAGAAUGUGAAUGAAUCUAUAUCAAAUGAUGAACAAUUAGCCAGUGAUUCUGCCUCAACCACACAACAAGUACCUAGUGAUUUGACUUCAUCUACACAACAAGCACCCAGUAAUGCAUCAUCAUCCACACAACAAGCACCCAGUAAUUCUUCAUCGUCCAUACAACAAACACCAAGGAAUUCUGCCUCAUCCACACAACAAGUACCUAGUGAUUUGACUUCAUCCACACAACAAGCACCCAGUAAUGCAUCAUCAUCCACACAACAAGCGCCCAGUAAUUCUUCAUCGUCCAUACAACAAACACCAAGGAAUUCUGCCUCAUCCACACAACAACAGCACAACACAUCAGGCGCCGUAAUAACGAUGACAUGA
Molecule: messenger RNA, 747 nt
Organism: Parnassius apollo (apollo)
Lineage: Eukaryota; Metazoa; Arthropoda; Insecta; Lepidoptera; Papilionidae
Source: the annotation of a GenBank genome assembly